CCUGCACACACACCGACUCGCCGCCGAGCGAGGCCGCCUCCGAAGCCGUCCCACCUACGCAGCAACGAGGCUACGCUGCCUUGCAUGUCCUGGCCGCCGCAGUCAUGACCGCCGCGGACGGCUACAGCACCCUUCAGCUCUGCCUUGCGUGGGCCAUCGUCGUCUGGUACAUCGCCCUGUGGUCUCUGGGACUCCUGGGCUGUCGUGCUGCGCGCAGAAGGUACAGGAAUCGACGACCAUCUCCACUCGCAUCCGCAGACGCGUCCGCUGUGCCUGGUGUAUCCAUAUUACGACCUCUGAAAGGGCUCGAUACGAACCUGUACGAAAACCUGGAAUCCACAUUCACUCAAGACUACCCAAACUACGAAAUCUUCCUCUGCGUGGCAGACGAGAAUGACCAGGCACUACCAAUUGUGCGCGAUCUCAUGGCAAAGUAUCCGAAUGUGAAUGCACGUCUAAUGAUAGGCGAAGAACUCGUAGGAGUCAAUCCUAAAAUAAACAAUCUCAUGCGUUCCUACCGAGCUGCGGCGAAUGAUAUUCUCUGGGUACUCGACUCCAACGUCAUGGUCGCCCCAGGCACUCUGGCUCAUUCAGUAGAAGCCCUCGACGGACCCGCCGACCUACCAUCGUCGCGUCGACGGAUCGCCCUAGUACACCAUGUACCAUUCGCUUGGUCGAGCGAGUACGCGCUGGGUUCACGUAUUGAAGAAGCCUUCCUCGAUACAAAUCACGCCAAGAUGUACAUCGCUAUCAAUACUGUAGCUAUCGACAGCUGCGUCAUGGGCAAAUCGAACCUUUACCGCCGCUCGGAUCUGGAACGCGUGGAUGGCUCACUCAAACCUAUUGCCAACGCGGCAGAAGGGGGCAGUCAACCUGGGCCGAAGGGGCUCGCCGCCUUUGGCCGCUUCCUUGCCGAAGACAACAUGAUCGCCGCUGCUCUAUGGCACGAGCUUGGGUUGCGGCAUGAACUGUCAUGCGAUGUGGCGAGGAAUGCGGUUGGCAAUAUGAGCCUAGCUGACUACAUUUGGCGUCGUGUGCGAUGGAUCAGAGUUAGGAAGCACAUGGUCCUUGCCGCAACAUUAGUUGAACCCUUCACGGAGUCCUUCAUGGCGGGCAGCCUCGCAGCGAUUGGCUUGCGCUACCUAUUCGGCAUCACGCCUUGGCUGUUCCUACCUCUUCACUUCAUUCUAUGGCUUCUCGUGGAUUUGGACGUCUGCGACUCGUUAUCCGGGCAACGUGCCCCACUGCAAGCUCGGUUGGCUUUCAUCGGCGCAUGGUCCGCGAGGGAAUCGUUGGCCUUCCCCAUAUGGGUCUUCGCUGUUUUUGGGAGCGAAGUGGAGUGGAGAGGGAGGCGGUACCAGGUGUUGCGGAAUGGCGAGGUCAAGCUAGCACACAGUGAAGGGAAUGGUUGGUUUGGGAUGGGUAGCAGGACGUCUAGUCGCGGAUACGAGCCUCUCGAAGUUUCACAAUGAUCACACCAGACCUCAACGGCAGUUCAGCUAUAACCUCACGCCGCGACUUUUCGACUCGCGCUUGUUGAGGCGAUGGCUAAAUGACCUCGGACCUCUUGGGCAGGCCCUACUAGUAGUAGUGAUAACCCCGAACCUGCCGUAUUGAUGGACGGCACAUCUGCAUGCCACUAUUUGCAUCUGAACGUGUAUGACCUCGACGAGAGUAUCUUCGCAGCAUGUAGAGUAGCGUCGGCAAUGUUGAGUAGCGUACAAUCAAUACGUCAUGGAUGUGAGUACGAC
Molecule: messenger RNA, 1751 nt
Organism: Rhodofomes roseus
Lineage: Eukaryota; Fungi; Basidiomycota; Agaricomycetes; Polyporales; Fomitopsidaceae
Product: glycosyltransferase family 21 protein
Exons: 3
Coding region: 105-1472 (455 amino acids)
Biological process (GO): glucosylceramide biosynthetic process
Cellular component (GO): membrane
Molecular function (GO): ceramide glucosyltransferase activity
Source: RefSeq, a predicted model, not a curated record